This is a messenger RNA of Trypanosoma brucei brucei TREU927, 450 nucleotides long. RefSeq names its product RNA polymerase B subunit RPB8, putative. The coding region runs from base 1 to 450 and encodes 149 amino acids. The transcript has a single exon. Gene Ontology annotation, cellular component: RNA polymerase II, core complex; RNA polymerase I complex; RNA polymerase III complex. Gene Ontology annotation, molecular function: DNA-directed RNA polymerase activity. Lineage: Eukaryota; Euglenozoa; Kinetoplastea; Trypanosomatida; Trypanosomatidae. Gene Ontology annotation, biological process: DNA-templated transcription. The record is from RefSeq and is a predicted model, not a curated record.
AUGGCUUCCUCGAAAGUAAUAUUGGAAGACACCUUCACGGUGGCAGCUGUGAACGAGGAGGGUACGGUUUACUCCCGAGUGUCACGAGUUCGGUGUACAGGUGAGGGAGGAGGUCUUAUUAUUACAUCCGACGUUAACACGGGAGAAUUUCCACUUCACUCCGGCGACCGGUUGACCAUAAUUUUGACAGAUUCCAUCGAGCUGUCUGAACAAGCAGGCUCUAAGCACUACGACCAGAGUGUAUACCAUCGCUCCACGCGCCUAGACGAUUGUGAUUAUGCCAUGCACGGCCGCGUGUACAGCAUGGAAGUUAACGAAAGUAGCUUGGACGUGACGGUUCAUAUCAGUUGCGGCGGACUGCUAACGCAGAUUGUCGGAAAACCCCAGAGUCUUAAAGACGUUCAUUAUAAUAGCGACGUCUAUAUCUUGAUGAAACGCCCCGGAAGUUAG